This is a messenger RNA of Penicillium manginii, 672 nucleotides long. RefSeq lists its product as uncharacterized. The record is from RefSeq and is a predicted model, not a curated record. Bases 1 to 672 code for a protein of 223 amino acids. The transcript has a single exon. NCBI's taxonomy places the organism in Eukaryota, Fungi, Ascomycota, Eurotiomycetes, Eurotiales, Aspergillaceae.
AUGGUGAUUCCAAUCCAGUCGCGUCUUAGCGGCCUAUCGCCGACUAAAUCGGCGAUCCUGGCACCUGUUGCUAGUAACGACUCUGCUGAGUUCGGCUUCAGCUACAGCGGUAGCUCAUUUGAAUGCUCGCCCAUCUCCACUCCGUCUGCUCCUCCACCAACACCCGCCGACUCGUUGACCGAUAUCCACCCUCGCAAGUCGUCCUUCUCCAGUGAGUAUGGAAUGGGAGCCGCCUGUGCUUUCCCAUCCUGGCCAAAUCGCCCCUCGCUGUACAGUGGCGACCACAGCGACUCAUUUGUCAACAACGCGUACCUCACCGACGAGGAUCUCCUCUGGAUGCCCGAGAAUGCGGGUAUCGCCGAAUGUUGCGAAGAGAUCGAGCAACAGCCCCAGAUCUUCUCCUCCAUGACUAUGGAACAACAGCUCAAGCUGGUCCGCGCUGCGGCCGAGGAGGAAGACCGCGCCCGCUUCAUGGCCAAGGUCGAGGCCCAUGCUCGAGCCACCCAAGUCGUGCGACAAGCCAAGUUGGCCCGAGUCUGCGAGUCUGAGUCCAACACCAGCUCUACUACUGCCACUAUCACUCCCAAGCGCAGCAGCAAGAAGCGUCGUCCCGUCCUGACAUCCAAGCGUCGCGCCCACUCGUCAUCAGCCAAGGUCAUGACCAGCAACUGA